Penicillium soppii is the source of this 954-nucleotide messenger RNA. RefSeq names its product glycoside hydrolase family 16 protein. Gene Ontology annotation, molecular function: hydrolase activity, hydrolyzing O-glycosyl compounds. Bases 1 to 954 code for a protein of 317 amino acids. The transcript has a single exon. The record is from RefSeq and is a predicted model, not a curated record. Gene Ontology annotation, biological process: carbohydrate metabolic process. Lineage: Eukaryota; Fungi; Ascomycota; Eurotiomycetes; Eurotiales; Aspergillaceae.
AUGCCAUUCAGACAAGCGCUUCAGGGCAUUUUUGACAAGGCAGACAAGGCUUGGGAGGAAUUAACCCACCAAGCCCCUCCGCCGGUACCGUCGGAUAACAGGCCUCCCCCACCGCCUAUUCCAACCUCUAGCAGACCACAGCCAGCUUAUCAGGAUCAGCACUCGCAACCCCAGAUCUACUGGCAGCCCAAUCUACACCCCCAAGCACCGGUAUCCUCCAAUUUUUACCACGAACAGGGUCAACACGGAUGGGGCAACAAUGAGGCACAGAAUUAUAUCGACAGGCCGGAAAAUUCAUUCCAUUCACCGCAGGGCGAUGCGGUGAUCGUGCGCGCUCUAAUCAAUCACGGACAUCCCGACCCAGCCCAGAAGUUCACCAGUGCCAGACUAUCCAGCCACCAGACCCUCAGCCGACCACGGGGCUGUCUGUCCGCCAGGAUCACGGCGCCCGUGGCCCGUGGUAUCUGGCCCGCCUUUUGGCUGCUGCCUAAAGACCCCUUCAAGUGGCCCGAGGAUGGCGAAAUUGACAUUAUGGAGGCGUGGAACGGCGAUGCUGUCAACCACACGUGUCUGCAUUGGGGCCACUUCAACGGUGAGGACUGGAACAAGCAUCGUGUCCUCGAAACCCCCAUCCCUAUGAUUAGCUCGCCGGCGGGAGUGAUGUACCAUUUCAUCUGGGACGAGGAUGAAACAACGGGCAGAGGGCGCUUGGUCUGGUUGAUUGAUGGCAGGCCCAUCAUGAGGGCCGAGAAGCCGCCUGGCACGAGAAAGAUGAGCGAGUUCAGAAUCCUCAUCAACAUUGCUGUGGGAGGAAAUGUUUGUCAGGGAAAUAUGCCCAGCGAUGGAUGCUAUGAGACCGUGGUUCGGGAGUUGGCCAUGUGGGAUGCGCCGCCUGGGGGUUGGAGUGAAUUUGAUAGGGCUUGGAUUUAUUCCAAAGAUGGCAAUACCAUGUAA